UACAGUGGUUACACACAUUGGUACAAGUCGGGCGUUGACUGACAUUCCACUGACAGAUAAAAAAGAACGAAAAAAUAUGGGCAUUUAUGUAUAACGUUACAUGACAUUCGUGCACCUGUGUGAAAACUCUCGGUUCCCCCGGUGUCACUUGGAUCGGAUAAUAUUUCUUAGUCACAGUUUUCCGGCGUUGAUAUGUAUUAAAUUUCAAAAUGUCAGUGAAUCUGACGAAAAAUAAAGAAUCGCUUAGCGCCGCAUGGCGAAGCGUAGUCGACGACAAAUCCACCACAGAUUGGGCUCUGUUUAGUUACGAGGGUCAAAGCAACGAUUUGAAGUUAGUCAGCACAGGCGAUGGAGGACUACAGGAAAUGAUCGAAGAAUUAAACAGUGGCAAAAUAAUGUACGCAUUCUGCCGCGUCAUUGAUGAAAAAACAAGUCUGCCAAAAUGUGUUUUGAUAAAUUGGCAGGGAGAAGGGGCGCCAAUUGUGAGGAAAGGAACCUGCGCUAAUCACAUCAGGGAUAUAGAAAAACUGUUAAAAGGAGCUCAUGUUACUAUAAAUGCACGUACAGAAGAAGAAGUCGAAGUUGAUCUGAUAAUGGACAAAUUAGCCCGUGCCACUGGCUCCAGCUAUAAGUUUAAUGAACCUCGAGGUGAAAAUGGUGGCCAAUUAGGCCCAGUUGGCACCACGUACCGCAGAGUGAUACCUGAACAGGAAAUAAAUGCCAGCGAGCGUGACCAGUUCUGGCAGCGAGAGGAACUUGAAGAAAAACAGAGACUUGAAGAAGAGCGUUCACGACGACACCAGGAGCGUGUAAAACUUGAACUAGAACGCCGUUCUAGGGAAGAAAAAGAAAGUGAACUUAGAGAUGCACAGGUUACAGCUAAGGAAAGUAUAGUGACAAAACACAGACAAGCAGAGUUGCGAGCUCAAGAGAUAACAAAUUUCCGGAAUCAACAGAACACUGAAACUCAACGAACCACUGACUCAGAUGAAGAAAGAAAAUCGCGCAGCGAAGAAUUGCGUAGACAACGUAGUAAAGAAACGCAGCAACUAAUCGCGCAGCGAACCAUAAAUGCUAGGGCUGUUUUUGAACAAAAUACAGCAGCUGGCCAAAUGAAGAGCGUGUCAUUUGUCCCAAAGACGAGUGAACUUGAAACUCGUGUCGAAUCGAACAAUAUUGUUAAUCGCAUCCUUGAAACUGUGGCUAAAGUGAAUAUCGACCCACAAAUACCAAUUCAAAAUACUGGAAAAGUAAUUGAGAGAGAACCAGAAAUCUUGCAGUCUCACGUUGAUGCUCCACUAGCAGCGCAGAUUACUGCAUCUCCACAAAGUCAACCUAAGGAUAGUAAAUCGCAUAAUCUUCAGCCUGAUAUAGAAGAAACUGCAGAGCUUAACGUUCAGGAGACCGAAACGGAGCUCUAUAACCAGCUCGAAGAAGGCUCGUAUGUUUACUUUGACCCAAACAACGAAGGAAUGAAAGCAAGGGCUCUCUACGACUACCAAGCUGCCGAUAAUACCGAGAUUACAUUCGACCCUGGAGAUGUAAUUACGCAUAUUGACGCAAUAGAUGAAGGAUGGUGGCAAGGCUUAGGACCCGAUGGAACCUAUGGUUUAUUCCCAGCAAAUUACGUAGAAGUUAUUGAGUAACAUUUCCAAUAAAAUAAUGUGAAACUGCAUCAAAUUCUGCAUUGAAAAGUAAUGGCACACAAUAUUACCUAAAUUUGAUGAGUUACCAGACAUGAGUCCAGUAAAGUCGUACAGAGGGGUCUUCUACAAGGUGCCAGUAACUCAUCAGAACUGUGGAAAAACUCAAGUAUUGAAAGGAGUCAUAUUAUUAUUCUUCUAUAUGAAGUAGCAGUGACUAGAUAAAGAACAACUGAAUCAUUUUUAUAUGAUUUCAUUUGUCCUUGAAACACAAUAACCGUGUUUUCUCCAAAAUCUAUUAUCCAGUUUCGAGGACUUCGUUGAAUACAAAUGAAAAAUGAAUUUAAAAAUUCUCUAAGCUACAAAUAUGUCGUUGCAUAAUAAAUUUCUACAGUUGUCUAUUAAGCUAA
Molecule: messenger RNA, 2053 nt
Organism: Neodiprion fabricii
Lineage: Eukaryota; Metazoa; Arthropoda; Insecta; Hymenoptera; Diprionidae
Gene: Abp1
Product: drebrin-like protein
Exons: 6
Coding region: 210-1646 (478 amino acids)
Biological process (GO): positive regulation of dendritic spine morphogenesis; regulation of actin filament polymerization; postsynaptic actin cytoskeleton organization
Cellular component (GO): postsynaptic membrane; lamellipodium; cortical actin cytoskeleton
Molecular function (GO): actin filament binding
Source: RefSeq, a predicted model, not a curated record